Boeremia exigua is the source of this 501-nucleotide messenger RNA. RefSeq lists its product as uncharacterized. The transcript has a single exon. NCBI's taxonomy places the organism in Eukaryota, Fungi, Ascomycota, Dothideomycetes, Pleosporales, Didymellaceae. The record is from RefSeq and is a predicted model, not a curated record. Bases 114 to 374 code for a protein of 86 amino acids.
GUAGGAAAGAAGCAGCGCGCUUGUUGACGCCACAAGCGCAACGUCAAUACGCCGGAGCCCUACCAGGAGCUCUGACCAAGGUUAGACUAUUGCGCGUUGUAUUGGCAGCUCUGAUGAUUCCACACCACCUCUUCACGCUCUCUGAACCCCUAAAGACGUUCCCUUCGUCGUUUCCGUCGCUCCUGUCGUUCUGGAUGUCUUGGGCCAGCGCAGCCGCGUACCAGCCAUGUGACGUCGAAACUAAACCACAUGCCAUCGUUUCACUCGCCAGGCAAAACGAUCCGCGGGAUCUAGAACCUCGAUCGCGUCCAUCCAGAAGAUCGCGAAUGCAGGGCUGGAAACUCUCAUGGCCUGCAACGCAGGGUCGAUGUUAAGUAUAGACUGGAAUUGAGAGGACGGUGAAGAAUUUGAUUUAUGCAUAGUGUAUACAACAAUUGCAUUGCUGUCAGGCGAUUGGGAGCGCAGCAAAGGUAUUCAUAGAGGACGACUCGCGCUAGUAGG